Messenger RNA from Candida dubliniensis CD36, 633 nucleotides. Its product is annotated as Ran GTPase-binding protein. The coding region runs from base 1 to 633 and encodes 210 amino acids. Gene Ontology annotation, biological process: protein import into nucleus. NCBI's taxonomy places the organism in Eukaryota, Fungi, Ascomycota, Pichiomycetes, Serinales, Debaryomycetaceae. Gene Ontology annotation, molecular function: small GTPase binding; guanyl-nucleotide exchange factor activity. The record is from RefSeq and is a predicted model, not a curated record. Gene Ontology annotation, cellular component: nucleus. The transcript has a single exon.
AUGACUACAGAAUUAUAUGGAGGAGCAAUAACAAUCACUAAAUUACCCGAUUCAUUUAUUGAUAUUUCUCAAAUCAGACAAGUUCCUGAUACUCAAGAAGUAUUUAUUAAUCAAUUAACUUCCAACUCAGAAUCAUUUGAUCAAUCAUUUAUAAUUGAUUUAUUAGAAAGAGUUGAUUGUAUUGAUUAUCAAGAAGCUAUUAAUUUACAUUUACAAGAUAUUGUCCCACCUAAUGUUUAUAAUCAUCCUAUUGAAGAAAAAAUCAAUCAAGAUGGAAUAAUACGAUAUUUUAGUUUUGUUAAAUUUAUACCUCAUUAUAAUAAUAAAAAAAUAAAUUCUAAUAAUUUAGAAUCUCCAAAACAAAUAAUUACUUUAAUAUGUUUAAUUCGAUUAGAAAAUGUUGAUACUGAUGUUUUAUUACAAUAUAUAAUUCCAUUAAAAGAUGAUCUUGAUCAUGAUAAUGGUGAUGAUAAUGGAGAUGGUGAUGGAGAAGGUAAUGCAGAUGAAGAAGAGGAGGUCAGUUUUGAAAAAUUUGGAUCUACAAAAGUUGAUAAAAUUGUCAAAGAAAGUUAUAAAUUAUUUAAAGAAAUUGCUUUAAGUUUUACAAUUAAAAAUUGGAAUUUAUUUGCAUAA